Messenger RNA from Cylicocyclus nassatus, 240 nucleotides. NCBI's taxonomy places the organism in Eukaryota, Metazoa, Nematoda, Chromadorea, Rhabditida, Strongylidae. The record is from the annotation of a GenBank genome assembly.
AUGUUCCGUCUCUUACUGCUUGCUCUGCUUUGCCAGAUCCCUGCAUAUUCUGGGUUUCCAUACUGGUUACAGACUAGGGUCGAAGUUACAGUCAUGGAUAAGUAUACUUCGUUAUACAACUACGAAAUCCAGGACCUCUUUAACGACUACGGUAAACGUCAUGGUAUCUCAUCAAGCGAUAUGCAUGUGCACCGCACCAAAAACUGUAAUGAAUCGUACAAUACCACCCGUAAUUUGUGA